Oncorhynchus mykiss (rainbow trout) is the source of this 3065-nucleotide messenger RNA. Its product is annotated as G alpha s/olf-1 protein. Gene Ontology annotation, biological process: sensory perception of chemical stimulus; adenylate cyclase-activating dopamine receptor signaling pathway. Gene Ontology annotation, cellular component: cytoplasm; heterotrimeric G-protein complex. The record is from RefSeq and is a predicted model, not a curated record. Lineage: Eukaryota; Metazoa; Chordata; Actinopteri; Salmoniformes; Salmonidae. Gene Ontology annotation, molecular function: mu-type opioid receptor binding; ionotropic glutamate receptor binding; corticotropin-releasing hormone receptor 1 binding.
ACCGCCGAGAGGGGACCAACUGUCUUGAAUAGCUACAGUGCCCUUGUACAGGCCUGUGUUGUUGAAAACAAACACUCUAAGCCAACGAUUAGGGGCACACAUGGGACUGUAGUUCAAGGCUGGCAUGCUCAGAUUUAGCAGGCGGAUAAAAUACCAGCUAAAGUUUGUAAACCCCAAAUCUAAAAUGUAUUUAAUCUCAUCAAAACUUUAUUGUAAAAAGCAAUUUCCUAGAGAGACCCGUUCUGAUUUUCAAUGGCAAGAUAACAGGCAAGUAUUCUCCCUGAAAAUGAUGUGUGGUAGCGGAGCUCUGUGUCAUGGAAGUCAUCUUGAGCUCAUGCUCGUCCUCCACAGCUCCUCAUCGUGUCUGUGCACACACACAACAGUAUGACAUCACCAGAGCUUUCUGCAUCAACACUGCCACCUCUGGCUAUGUGUCUCUCUCUUUCACUCUCUCGCGCUCUCUCCUCACUUUCUUUCUCUCUUUCUAUCUCUCUGGCACGCUGUCCCUCGUACUCUCUCGCACCACACUCUCUCACACACGUUCUCUUCCUCUCCUUCUCUUCCUCUGCUUUCUUUUCCAACUGUUGUGUGGCUCCGCAUCUGUGAUGCAGGAUAUUUGCAGCAACGGGGACCAAAAAUGCUUUCUAGACAAGAUUGACAUUGUGAAACGGAGUGACUACACUCCCACUGAUCAGGACCUACUGAGAUGCAGAGUGCUCACCUCUGGGAUCUUUGAGACCAGAUUUCAGGUGGACAAAGUCAAUUUUCACAUGUUUGACGUUGGUGGUCAAAGGGAUGAACGUCGGAAAUGGAUCCAGUGCUUUAACGAUGUAACAGCCAUUAUUUUCGUGGUGGCCAGUAGCAGCUACAACAUGGUGAUCCGGGAGGACAAUCAGACCAACCGUUUGCAGGAGGCUCUGAAUCUAUUCAAGAACAUCUGGAACAACAGGUGGCUGCGGACCAUUUCUGUCAUCCUAUUCCUCAAUAAACAGGACCUGCUAGCAGAGAAGGUGUUGGCUGGGAAAUCAAAAAUUGAAGAGUAUUUCCCAGAGUUUGCACGCUACACCACACCGGAUGAUGCAACACCAGAACCAGGGGAGGAUCCACGCGUCACGAGGGCAAAGUACUUCAUACGAGAUGAGUUCCUGAGGAUCAGCACAGCCAGCGGAGAUGGCAGGCACUAUUGUUACCCCCAUUUUACCUGCGCCGUCGACACGGAAAACAUCCGCCGGGUCUUCAACGACUGUCGGGACAUCAUUCAGAGGAUGCACCUUCGGCAGUAUGAGCUCUUGUGAUGGGAGGGGGCUGCAACAAAGACUCUGAACCUCCACCUCCGGUCUCUCCCUGACCCCCCCUGAAACCCACCCCUGUCGACCUGCUCCUGAUUCGGUGUACUCUUGGGGACUCCUGAAGUCAAACUAGAUAUGAGCUACAGAGUAACCUGGAAAGACUAUUGAAAUACUGCAAAACACAGAAUACAUCCAAGCCAGAUCAGCUGAACUCCGCUGCACUUUAGCACUGUGCUCAGGACUCGAACCCAUUUCACCACACACACAAGCGUAUACACGCUGACAUAACACCGAACUCUCUCUUUUUCACACCAUUAGUUUAUAUUUUGAGACACACACACUUAGACACACUUGCUCUCAAAUUUACCCUCCGAUAACUGCUUGCUGUUCUGAAAAAUAACACACUUUUACUCGACUACAUGGUCCUGGACUGGGUGAGCUCAGAGUCUUGGCUGCUUACUGUCUGCAGCCACAGAUUGACUGGAUCAGUGCUUUCAAUGACUUCACAGCCAAGAUACCUACUAGGAGCAACGUUGAUGACUGACAAUAAACCAGAGAAGCAUCGUGGUGGGCAGGGCAUGGGGGGAGGGGAAUAUCUAUGUAAAUUUGGUGGAGCUUGGACACCAUGACGCUCACAGGAUUGUCACAUGACUUUGCCUUGUUUGUACAGCAGCGGGAGGAAAAAGGCCAACGUUCACAGAACUCAACGGAGUGCAAAAAACAUAUACAGUACCAUAUAAGUGAAGAGAAGUCCGAUCAGCCCUGUUUCUGUCUCCAGUUGUUUUGUCUGUGUAAACUUUUGUGCCAUUGUGCCCCCCUCUCUCUAAUCACCCCUCCUCCCUGUCCACUCUCUUAACCUCACCUCAUACCCUGCACUGUUACUUUACUGGCAAUGCUCUUUGUUUUAUUUUUAAAGAAAAAAGUAAUCCUGAAAUUUAAAAAAAAACUAAGAGGAAGAAGAUAAUUAUAUGGGAUUCUAUUCUUUACUCAUGUGGUCAACCCCCCUCCACCCCCUCCUUCCAAGGCUAUUUGUAUGUCUGUCUUUACUUUACUGCUGAACUACUAUUCUUGUACAGACUGUAAAAUGUAUUAUUUUGUACAACUUUAUUGAAAAAAUAGAAGAUCCCUGUGCCUUGAUCACGACUGUACGUGUAUAAUGAGCUAAAGUCGGUGUUCUACUGCGCUGUAUAGCUGGGCCAGUUUCCCCCAUCUCUCCAGGGAAGGAGGACAACCAUUCGUAGAUUUGGAUUUUUAUUUCUCUCCCCCAACUCUCCUUUAUGAUUUAAAUGCUUAUUUUUGGAUCCAUAUACCAAAAGAAAGAUAAAUAUAUGAAAUGUUUAUGGAUUUUUAAAAGUAUUUUAUUAGAAUCAAAGACACAAAUUGUACACUUGAUAUAGUGUGCGUAUUGCUAGAACUGAAAUCCUUUUCAAUUAGGUUUUGUUCAGGUUUUGUUUCAUUAGUGACUUCUGCAAACAACAUUUUGAAGGGUGAGUGUUUAUUUACCAUUUUUAGCUUUAAGGUAAAGGGUGAUGGAAAAAUAUCCAAAUGCAAAACAUUGCUUGUUUCUACAUGAAUAUUUUAUUUUGCUAAAGAAAACAACAAUCAAGAAAUGGUAUUGUUUUGGGGUCCUUCCUAGUGUUCCACAACAGAGGCAGACUGUACAGUAUUACAUUUUCACUUCAGUGCCCUAGUUUUCAUGUAUUAUGUACAUCAAACAUGGGUUUCUACUUUCAGAAGAGGAGCUCUGCAAAAUAAAGUUGUUUUGGUGCAGACAGC